AUGAACAAAAAGCUUGAGUCUAUCAGGAAGAAUAAGACAUGGGAGUUCACCGACUUACCACCCAGUCAAAAGACCAUCGAGUUAAAGUGGAUUUUCAAGUUGAAAAGAGAAAAUGAAUUCAGGUUAAUUCCUGGUAUUGAGGAGGACCAGAAGAAAGAUAACAUUGAGGUGAAGCAGGAAGCUUAUGCAAAGAAGGUGUUGAAACAGUUUAUAAUGGAGGAUUGUAACUCGAGCAAGUAUCCUAUUGAAGAAAAGUUGCAGCUCAAAAAGGAUGUGGAAGGAAGCUUAGUGGAUCCGAAGGAGUAUAGGCGUAUCAUCGAGUGUCUCAGGUACUUGACGCACAAUCGACCUGAUAUCUCUUAUGCAAUUGGCAUAGUGAGUCGAUACAUGGAGAAGCCUACCGCUCUACACCAAUAG
Molecule: messenger RNA, 417 nt
Organism: Impatiens glandulifera
Lineage: Eukaryota; Viridiplantae; Streptophyta; Magnoliopsida; Ericales; Balsaminaceae
Exons: 2
Coding region: 1-417 (138 amino acids)
Source: RefSeq, a predicted model, not a curated record